AUGCACCCGUCUCGUCAGCAUUCGCGGAUCAACCUAGCCGAGCUGAAAGCUCAGAUAGUGAAGAAACUCGGGCCCGACAGGUCUAAACAGUACUUUCACUACCUGAAUAGUUUCUUGAGUUUAAAACUGAAAAAAGACGAGUUCAACAAUCUGUGUCUUAAAAUCCUCGGACGGGAGAAUAUUCCCCUUCACAAUCACCUCAUUCGCUCGAUACUCAAAAAUGCUUGCACCUCGAGAACCCCACCGCCGUCAAGGGACCACAUUUCAAAGCCCGGGAUUCAAAUUAACGGGAAGGAUACUACAUCAAAUGGAGGGGACAUGCUGCUGCCAGUUUCGCCUAAAAAAGCCCGAACGGGCUGGCGUGACCGUAGAAGUGGGGACCGCCGAAGCUCGCUCGGGCUUAACGGGAAAACUAAUUUUGCUCCUCAGCUACUGUCUGAAAAUGGGGUCUGUAAAUUGUCAGUCUUAAGGUGUAGUACAGGAUUUUCAGCUCCUUCAUGUAGCAAGCAAGACGAGCCUGGUUUGGAUGAGCCUUCUUCUUUGCCCAGGAGCCCUAUCCGGGCCCCACUAGGGGUUCCCUUUUGUCCUGUUAGUUCUGGUGGGGCCCGCCGAGCCCAAACGGGCAGCGCCGGGCAUACGGGCUCGUUUUCUAAAGAUGGGGUUUUUUGGGAUAGUUUGACCUUGAGAGAACGUAUGGAGCAUAUUGCAUUGGGAGAGGGUCUUGAAGGGGUUUCUCUUGAUUCAGCCAACUUAUUGAAUCACGGUUUGGAUUCUUACAUGAGACGGUUGAUUAGGUCGUGUGUUGAUCUCAUGGGCCCCAGUCGAGGGCGUGAGGUAACUAGGAAUAGUAUUAUUAUGAAUAAGCAGUGUGGUUAUCAGAAGAUGGUUAAUGGCAUUAGACCAGGCUAUCAGAAUCUGGUGCAGUGUACUGGGAAAGCUUUGGAAGUUGAAGAGCAAAGAAAAAAUUGUCCAGCAAUUUCUUUACGGGACUUUAGGGUUGCUAUGGAGUUGAAUCCGCAGAAACUCGGUGAGGACUGGCCGUUAUUACUUGAGAAAAUAUGUAUAAAUGCAUUCGAAGAAUAG
Molecule: messenger RNA, 1083 nt
Organism: Striga hermonthica
Lineage: Eukaryota; Viridiplantae; Streptophyta; Magnoliopsida; Lamiales; Orobanchaceae
Source: the annotation of a GenBank genome assembly